AUGAGAAUAAUAUGGCACGCGUUCCUGCAUCUGUGCGUGUUCGGUGCGCGUUGCGCGCCGGAGCGGACGACAUUGCCAAUUACAAUAUCGACGUCUGGGGCCGCGGUGGAGGAUCGAGGGAAACCGGUAGACGACGAGGAACCGACGAAGGGGCAGGCGGAGAUGGAGGAGGGACAGAAGGAAAUUGAGGCCGUGCCGAUGACGGAACAGGUUAUGAAUCCUAACAUAAAAAUAACCGACGUGCCGGACGUGGAUGAGGCCAGCGAGGAGUUGGACCCGAACUGGGACAAGAACAAGGUUAUACGGGACGUCGCCUAUUAUAUUCGGGCGCACAAAUUUCAAGACUACGAUCGCCGUUACUACAAACGGCUGGAAGAUUCGCCGAGCAGACUUUACGAGGAAUUCCCGAAACCGCCGCUCAGGUCUUUGCACUGGGAAGUACGUAGAUAUUGCGACGCGAGCUUCGUCGAGUGCCUGAAAUACCUCGAAACGAUCAUUAAAUCAACUGCCCUGAAGCGGGAAGACGACACUGUCACGAUCAUGAAAGAACAGAAAUGGAAUCUCACGGACAAUGCCAAGCAGAUCCAAGCAGCUCAAAAGGACUGUCAGGCAGCUCAGAGGCGUGACGACCUAACCAUGUCUCCCUUUCAAGGUCCAAUAGGCAAUUACUACAUGUGCUGGUACACGAUGCUCGGCGUGCCGGAAUUGAGUAUCUUCGGAGAGUCGUGCGACAACUACGCCAACUGUCAGAUCGAGUCGUCCGGGACCGGGAACGGGGAUCCAAGAGCCGACGACACGGUACCCUAUGCUUGCGCCCUUUAUAGUUUCUGUCCGGAUCAUUGUUGUCCCAUGAAGCAUAUCCAGGAUAUGACGGAUUGCCAUCAGUCGCAGGACAAUCCCUGUCAUGCUGGGAACCCGCCGGAGCAUAGGGAAUGUUCGUUGAAUCGACAAGAGAAUCAAGAUCUUCUCAGCUUGCUGGCGAAUCAGAUCAACAUCAGCUGCGAGUGUCGCGACCCCGGCUACGAAUGGUCCUCCAGGUACGGUCUUUGCGUCGACGUGAACGAGUGCACUCGCGGUACGCAUGGUUGCGACGUGGAACAAAGUGAAGUCUGCAUGAACCUGGCCGGUGGUUACGAGUGCGUUUGCAAAUUUGGCUACGUUUACGACGAAGAUCGGGCAGAGUGUAUUUUCAGCUCGGAUAUCGAAGAAAUAUUGUCGAUAUGGCAAGAGCAUCCGGACGUCGAAGAAACCAAGACCAACGUCAUUGAAAUGAUCGUUAAAACGAUCGCGCGAGCGUCUGGCAAUCGUCUCGCGAUCGAUCGCGCGAUUCUCCCUAUCGUAAUCGUUACGAAUUUUUGGCUGUUGUAAAAAAACACGAUGAACGGGGUUGUUACGAGGAAUUAUUUUCACGUUUCAUAUCGUUUUAUCGUAAUUAUUGAAUUAUUAUGUGGCGCGAUUUAGUUGAUGAAAUACGAUUUAUGCUCGUUUUCUAUAAUCAACUUUUGUGAAUUUAAUAAUAUAGUUCCAUGCUCGAUGAAUUCUCCUGGACAAAUUCAUUUAGGCGUGAUCGGUUUUGUUAUACGAUUAAAAAGUAUUCGCGCACACCCUUAUUUUACAAUUGAAAAGCGAGUUUUUCUCAUUUUCAACUUCAACCUCGAGUUUCUUUGGUCAUGUGAAAUGAUGCAAGUUGUAAGUAAUUGAAUGUAAAGAUACAAUGCAAAUGAAUACUAAGUAAUUAAAUAACGUAAAUGAUAAAAUAGAUGUAAAUACUUUUUGUAACCACUAUACUUGCUCUGAACUAGUAGUUCUUUAACAUCGCUGAUAUGGAUCGAAUUAUAAAUAUGUAUUAUAUGAUUUUUAUAUCAGAUCUCGAUCGAUUUACACGCUCAUUAA
Heterotrigona itama is the source of this 1893-nucleotide messenger RNA. Lineage: Eukaryota; Metazoa; Arthropoda; Insecta; Hymenoptera; Apidae. The record is from the annotation of a GenBank genome assembly.